AUAACACAAAAUUAGCACACAUAACCUAAGUACAGUGGUGUCCAGCCACUUUUCUCUGACAGCCAUAAUUUCAAGAUCCAAAUAUUGCUUAUUGAAAUUUGUUUAUUUCAGAUCUAUGAAACAAUGUGUUUCUUCAGUAUAAUUCUGUCAAAAUCAUUUGAAUCGUGGAAUCCACUUUGUGGUUGGCAGUAAAUUGGAACUUGCCACCGAAGCUUCUAGCAGAUAGUCUCGAAGUAGCUAAGGACUUCUGGUCAACUUUGCUUGUGAUAAUCCAAGAAUCAAAAUAGCUCAAUUCAAGAAUUGCUCACAACCUGAAAAAAAAAAGUCGAAAACUUUGAGGUAAAGGGUUGUGGUAAUUUGGAUUUCUUGAUUAAUUUCAGCUAAAUGGGUAAAGGAGGGGGUUGUAUGCCAACCAAGAACAAGUUUCCUAUAAAUGAACCAUCAGCAGAGAGACCAGUGAUUCAAACUGAUAUAACAACAGGGUCAGAAGCAGAAUGGUCCAAGAAGUUGAGAAUAUUCAUUGUGUUUUAUUCAAUGUAUGGACAUGUUGAAACAUUAGCAAGAAGGAUGAAAAAGGGGGUUGAUGGGAUUGAAGGUGUUGAAGGGGUUUUGUAUAUGGUUCCUGAAAUUUUGGCACCAGAUGUUUUGGAACAAAUGAAAGUUCCCCCAAAAAAUGAUGACAUUCCAGUAAUAUCUGUGGAUGAACUGAUUGAAGCUGAUGGAUUCUUGUUUGGAUUUCCUACAAGAUAUGGAUGUAUGGCAGCUCAAAUGAAGGCAUUUUUUGACUCGACCGGGAAGUUGUGGAGAGAACAGAAGCUUGCUGGAUUGCCUGCAGGGUUCUUUGUCAGUACUGGUACACAAGGAGGAGGGCAGGAGACCACCUCCUGGACAGCAGUGACUCAAUUAGCUCACCAUGGGAUGCUGUAUGUUCCAAUAGGAUACACAUUUGGUGCAGGAAUGUUUAGAAUGGAUUCAAUAAGUGGAGGUUCUCCCUAUGGAGCAGGAACUUUCUCGGGUGAUGGUAGCAGGGAACCUAGUGAGCCAGAGUUGGCCCUGGCUGAGCACCAGGGCAAGUGCAUGGCAAUGACAGUUAAAAGAUUGGCUCAGUAACAUUCCUUACCACCUACCUGAUAAUGCCAGUUUUAGAAAUUGAAAAAUGUCCAACUUUCCCCAAUGAAAUGUCUUAAUUUUAAGUCAUUCAUACCUUUGUAAUUAAGCAAAUCAUCUUUGCCUUCAACAAAGUUCCAAAGUGAACCGGAUGAUGAGGUAUCAAUCAAUUUACCUUUCUACUUUUCACUUUUCUGCCCUUCAAAAGUAUAUCACAUUAGUAAACUCAACAUCUUCCAUAUAGUAGAAUUGUAAUUUUUGUCCAUUCCUAAACGCAUGUAUCAAAAUCUGUGUGUUCAUGUUUUUUUUUUCUUUUAUUAAUUUGAUCUUAGAGGGAAGGAGAGGAUGGAAUUUGAUGUACUAUAAAGUAUCAAAUAAACUAUAAUUUAUGAAAA
This is a messenger RNA of Solanum lycopersicum (tomato), 1502 nucleotides long. RefSeq names its product probable NAD(P)H dehydrogenase (quinone) FQR1-like 2. The record is from RefSeq and is a predicted model, not a curated record. Gene Ontology annotation, molecular function: FMN binding; NAD(P)H dehydrogenase (quinone) activity. Lineage: Eukaryota; Viridiplantae; Streptophyta; Magnoliopsida; Solanales; Solanaceae. Gene Ontology annotation, cellular component: membrane.